Messenger RNA from Arxiozyma heterogenica, 2646 nucleotides. It is a transcript of the gene STV1, whose product is annotated as H(+)-transporting V0 sector ATPase subunit a. The transcript has a single exon. The record is from RefSeq and is a predicted model, not a curated record. Gene Ontology annotation, cellular component: vacuolar proton-transporting V-type ATPase complex; fungal-type vacuole membrane; vacuolar proton-transporting V-type ATPase, V0 domain. Gene Ontology annotation, biological process: proton transmembrane transport; vacuolar acidification. Gene Ontology annotation, molecular function: proton-transporting ATPase activity, rotational mechanism; ATPase binding. The coding region runs from base 1 to 2646 and encodes 881 amino acids. Lineage: Eukaryota; Fungi; Ascomycota; Saccharomycetes; Saccharomycetales; Saccharomycetaceae.
AUGUCGAAAGAGGAGGCCAUUUUCAGGUCAGCUGAUAUGACCUAUGUCCAGUUAUAUAUUCCGUUAGAAAUAUCAAGAGAAAUUGCUAUGCUAUUAGGAAAGCUAGGUCUUCUUAUGUUCAGAGACUUAAAUUUGGAUCUAACUGAUUUUCAAAGAGGUUAUGUUUCACAGUUGAGAAGAUUUGACGAUAAAGAAAGGAACCUGUCCUUUUUGAAAGAGAUGUUAACUUCACAUAGUGAAGCUGUCUGGCACUCAAACAGUCAUUCUUAUGUGUCUCAUGACAUUGCUGUCAAAGAUUUGGAUUUCUAUUCUAUCGAUCAAAUUAAUGAAUAUAUGGAAGAUAUAGCUGUUGUAUCGGAAAGAGUGAAACAAUUAGAUGAGUCAUAUGGUAAUGUGCAAAGAAAACUGAACGAUCUUUUAGAGAACAGAUAUGUGAUAUCUAAAUGCUCAAGAUUUUUUCAAAUAAACCCAGGAUUUGUAGGAAGGAUAUCAAGAGACUUAAAUGAUCAAAAUGAAUUAGAUGUAGAAGAUUUUGCCCUUUCCAGUGAAGAGAAUCUAGUGUCGAAUACCCUCCACAAUAACACUAACAACAACAGUAGUAGUAGUCCUAAUUUAGAUAAUAAUUCACUUGAUAGUUUUGAGAUACAUGAUGAAAAUGAUAGCUUUGGUAAUGAUAACGAAUUUUUUAUGUUAGAAAAUGGGUUACAUCAUCAACAUAUGAUUGUAGGCUCAAUUAAUAGAAGUAAAGUGGAACUUUUGAACAGGAUCCUGUUUAGAUUGUUACGUGGUAACCUAUAUUUCCAAAAUAUCCCUAUUGAAGAACCUUUAUUAGAAAAUGAUACUCCAGUGGAAAAAGAUUGUUUUAUGAUAUUCACUCAUGGUGAAGUAUUAGUUACGAAAGUUAAAAGAGUUAUUGAUUCAUUGAAUGGUAAAACUGUACUCAUGGAUAAAGAUCAUUUCACCACAAUGAAAAAUCUUAAUAACCGAAUUGAAGAGAUGGAACAUAUCCUAACUUCCACAGAACAAGCUUUACACACAGAAUUAUUGGUAGUCAAUGAUCAAAUAUCAUUCUGGAAUGCCAUAAUCAAGCGUGAAAAAUAUGUCUAUGCCACACUAAAUCUUUUCAGACAAGAAACCCAUGGCCUUGUAGCAGAGGGUUGGAUUCCAUCUUCGGAUUUGAAUUUCUUAUCCGAUAGUUUGAAGGAUCAAAUUGAAAUAUUAGGCUCAGAAUAUAGUGCUGUAGUAACCGUUAUCCAUACUAAUAAAUUACCACCAACUUUUUAUAGAACUAAUAAAUUUACUGCAGCUGCACAAGCUAUCGUGGACUCCUAUGGAAUUUCCACAUACAAAGAAGUUAAUCCCGGUCUGGCCACUAUUGUCACUUUCCCCUUUAUGUUUGCCAUCAUGUUUGGUGAUGCUGGUCACGGGUUCAUAGUAUUUUUGAUUGCUAUGUAUUUAAUAUUGAAUGAAUCUAAAUUUGAAGUAAUGAAACGUGGAGAAAUGUUUGAUAUGGCAUAUAGUGGUAGAUACAUCCUUGUAAUGAUGGGUCUUUUCUCGAUUUUUACCGGGCUCAUGUAUAACGAUAUUUUCUCCUUAUCAAUGACCUUCUUUAAGUCUGGCUGGGAAUGGCCUUCAAGUUUCAAAGAAGGUACUUUAGUAGAAGCCAAGAAAGUAGGGAUUUACCCCUUUGGACUCGAUUAUGCUUGGCAUGGUACUGAUAAUGGGUUGAUCUUUUCAAACUCAUAUAAAAUGAAACUGUCCGUUUUAAUGGGGUUUGCUCACAUGACUUAUUCUCUAUGUUUCUCAUACGUCAACUAUAAACACAAUAAUUCUAGGAUAGAUAUUAUCGGUAACUUCAUACCGAGCUUUUUAUUUAUGCAAUCCAUAUUUGGUUACCUCUCCUGGGCAAUCAUAUAUAAAUGGUCCAAAGAUUGGAUUAAAGAUGGAAAACCUGCACCAGGUCUAUUAAACAUGCUUAUUAACAUGUUUUUAGCUCCAGGUAAAAUUGAUGAUCCAUUAUAUAAAGGUCAAGCAGCCUUGCAACAAAUUCUUUUGAUUAUCGCAGUAGUAUGUGUACCAUGGCUUUUAUUAUAUAAGCCUUUAACUUUAAGGAAAAUGAAUAAUGAAGCCUCAAGAAGAGGUUACCAAAAUAUUCAUGAUGAGCAAAUCAACGAGGCUCUAUUAGAUACCCAAAGAGAUUCCACUGAGAGUGAUGCAAUGAUUAUUACAGAUUUUGAAAGCGAUGAGAAUUUGCAUGGUAACAAUGGUGAAUUUAAUUUUGGUGAUAUCAUGAUUCAACAAGUCAUUCAUACCAUAGAAUUUUGUUUGAACUGUAUCUCACAUACUGCUUCAUAUUUACGUCUUUGGGCUUUAUCGUUAGCUCAUGCUCAGCUAUCAAGUGUUCUAUGGGAUAUGACUAUACGUAAUUCAUUCUCUUCCAAAAAUUCUGGUUCCAUUUUAUCCGUUAUAUCUGUUGUAUUUUUGUUUGGAAUGUGGUUUACUUUGACUUUUUGUAUCUUAGUGUGUAUGGAAGGGACUUCUGCUAUGCUACAUGCAUUAAGAUUACAUUGGGUUGAAGCCAUGUCCAAAUUUUUUGAAGGGGAGGGUCAUGCAUAUGAACCAUUCUCCUUUGCCUCAAUUGAAUAA